Rotaria sp. Silwood2 is the source of this 1524-nucleotide messenger RNA. Lineage: Eukaryota; Metazoa; Rotifera; Eurotatoria; Philodinida; Philodinidae. The record is from the annotation of a GenBank genome assembly.
AUGGCAACAACAUCUGAUGAAACAGUAUCCGUCCCACCAACUGUAACAUCAAAUAAUAUUAGUCCAUCACAACAUAUAUCACGUAUAAAUGGUACAACUAUUAUAUCAAUUCCAACUGCAUCAGCUGAUGCUAUUGCUUCAUUUAUUUGGGGUAGUUAUUUAAAAACAACGGGUGCACAUGGAGCACCAGUUAGUUUUUUUCGUCAUGCACCACUACAAGAUAUGUGGGGACAAUUAACAUCUGGUAUGAAAGUUGAAGUUAUAAACACAGAUUGUUCACUUGGUCCAAAUGAUCCAAAAGAAAAAAUUUUUUGGUUUGCUUAUAUUGUACGAGUUGAAGGUUAUUUGGCAUUAUUACGUUAUGAAGGUUGUGAUAAUGAUUCAUCAAUGGAUUUUUGGUGUAAUUUAUGUAAUAAAGAUGUUCAUUGUGUUGGUUGGUGUGGACAACAUGGAAUUAAAUUAGCACCACCAAGAAGAAUUGAACAUCGACAAACUGAUUGGAAAACAUUUCUUGUUAAUAAAUUAGUUGGUGCAAAAACAUUACCAGAUAGUUUUCGUCAAAAAAUUCAAUUAUCACUUCGAUGUCCAUUUAAAAAAAAUAUGCUUGUUGAAGUUAUUGAUAAAUUUCGAGUAUCACAUAUGCGUGUUGGCAAAAUAUCAGAAGUGAUUGGUGGUCGUUUACGAAUCAAUUAUGAAAAUAAUGCUGGUGAACAUUUUUGGGUUCAUUAUACAUCUGAAUUAAUACAUCCGGUUGGUUGGUCUCAUGUAACUGGACAUGAAAUUGAAGCAACUGAAGAAUAUAAAAAUGAAGCAAUAAAAAUGGUUGAAACAAAUUCCUAUUCAGCUAAUAUCGCUACACCAGAUCUUUUUCGUACGGUUCCUAAGGUAUCAACUGGUGAUGAACAAUUUAAAGAAGGUCAAAAAUUAGAAGCAGUUGAUCCAUUAGAAAUGUCUCGUAUUAGUCCAGCAACAAUUGGAAAAAUACUGAAAAAUGGUUAUUUUAUGUUAUCAAUUGAUGGAUCAAGUGCUGAAGAUGGUUCCGAUUGGUUUUGUUAUCAUUCUAGUUCACGUUUAAUAUUUCCAAUUAAUUUUUGUAAAAUUAAUAAUAUUUCAUUAUCACCACCAAUUGGUGAAUUUGAAUGGGAAAAAUAUUUAUCUGAAACUAAUUCAGUUUGCGCACCACAAGAACUUUUUCAAAUUAUUAAAGAAAAAACUACGAAUCCAUUUUCUAUUGGAAUGAAAAUUGAAGCCGUUGAUAUGAUGGCACCACAUUUAGUAUGUGUUGCUACAGUAGCACAAGUAGCAGAUAAUCUUAUUCGUGUUCAUUUUGAUGGAUGGAGUGAUGAUUUUGAACAAUGGAUUGAUUGUCAAUCAACUAAUAUUUAUCCAAUUGGUUGGUGUGAACUUGUUGGUUAUAAACUUGAACCACCUAAACAACCUGAACAAGAAAAUGCCGAAUCGAUAAAAAGAUCUUCGAAAAAAUCAUCGAAUCGAAAAUCAAAUAAACGAAAACGACUUAAUUAG